Messenger RNA from Polyodon spathula (Mississippi paddlefish), 812 nucleotides. RefSeq names its product cAMP-regulated phosphoprotein 19. Bases 220 to 510 code for a protein of 96 amino acids. The record is from RefSeq and is a predicted model, not a curated record. Gene Ontology annotation, cellular component: cytoplasm. Lineage: Eukaryota; Metazoa; Chordata; Actinopteri; Acipenseriformes; Polyodontidae. The transcript has 4 exons. Gene Ontology annotation, molecular function: protein phosphatase inhibitor activity.
GAACGGUUCGGGUUUGCAGGUUAUUAACAUUUAUUUACAGUCAUGUCAAGUGAAACUGAAGGAACGAAGACCAUCGGAGAUGCAUCAACCGAGGAGCAGCGGUUGGGCUUUGAAAAUGUCAAUACCUUACACAGUGUGAAGAUACUGUAAUAGCUUCAGCAAGUCACACCCACUGAAACUGAGAAAGGAAGAGUGGAUUUUCUGGAUGGGACAAAGGAAAUGGAGGACAAAGUGGUCAGCCCUGAAAAGGUAGAAGAAGCCAAGCUGAAAGCUCGAUACCCUCAUCUUGGUUCAAAGCCAGGUGGCUCUGAUCUUUUAAGGAAAAGGCUUCAGAAAGGGCAAAAAUAUUUUGACUCUGGUGACUACAACAUGGCUAAAGCCAAGAUGAAGAACAAACAGCUGCCGACAGCUACCACUGAAAAAGCCGAGGUCACUGGAGACCACAUCCCCACUCCACAAGACUUGCCUCAGAGAAAACCUUCCCUGGUUGCCAGCAAGCUGGCUGGUUGAUUUAUAAGAUAUGGCACUGCACCCUUUUCUUCCGAUUCCUGUUUUUCGCCCUUAUUAUUGUCCCUAUUCAUCUCAUAACUUUGUUUUACACUAAUGUCAUUUGGAAAGACUGACGAGUAGGCAGGUUCCAGUUAAUAGUGCUGCUUGUGGAGUAAUUACAAAAGUGUGUAGUACCUGGAAUGACUGCUAAAGAAAAAGUCAGGGAGACCCGCAAACUUGAAGUUUUGAUGGCUUAAGUAUACUGUAGUUUUGGGUGAAGUGUACAUAUUAACUAUUUCCUAGUGUAGGAGUGAUGGCAGGAA